This is a messenger RNA of Paramecium sonneborni, 591 nucleotides long. Lineage: Eukaryota; Ciliophora; Oligohymenophorea; Peniculida; Parameciidae. The record is from the annotation of a GenBank genome assembly.
AUGUAUAUAUAAGAUGAAAAUAAUAGUUGGAUUGUAUUUAUUUUACUGCAAUAUUAGUUGCGGAGAUGUAAUAUAGAUAAUCUAAAUAACAUUUAGGUUAUUAAAUCACAUCAUAUUACUAAAUAGAAAGCGUUCUAAUAGAAUAUAAAUAGAGAUCGAUAAAAUUUGAAGUAUAGUUCAAUUAGCAAUUACCUUAAAGAUAGCUAUUUUAGACUCCAUAGCAGUUGGAGAAUUUAUUAAUGUAAAACUAUUAAAAAUAGUUAUAGAAAUAAUUAGCCUUAAGAGAUUAUAUAGAGUUUAUAAAUACCAUACAAGAAGAUUAGAGAAUUUAAAAGAGUUAGAGAUGCGUUUAAAUUUAGUUUCGUUAUUUUAAAAGGUUGGAUAUUCAUUACUAAGUCAAGACAAAAUCAUAAAUAUAAUUAUGAUCGAUAGUUUGAACCAAUAAAGCUAUUAAUUUUUUAGUUGAAAUUAGAUUUGGUCUAUUUGAUAAAGUUAGGCCAUUAUUCAUUUUUUUUGGAAAGUCAUGCGACAAGCAUCCUUAAAUAACUCAAAAUAAGAUAUCAUAUAUUAUUUGUAAUUUACUAUUAUUGA